UGAAACUUUACUUUGAGAUUCAUUAGCAACUAUGAAAAAUGGCGUCUAGAUCUUUUUCUGAGGAGGAUUUAUCUUGUCCGGUGUGCUGUGACAUUUUUAUAAACCCUGUUCUACUUUCGUGUAGCCACAGUUUUUGUUCAAGCUGUAUUCAGAGGGUUUGGGAAAAUAAUACACUUAAAGAAUGUCCGGUUUGCCGAACAACAUCUUCAAAUGAUCGUACUCCAGUAAAUUUGGCUUUGAGGAACUUGUGUGAGAGUUUUCAACAGGAGAGAAGAGAGAAAUCUGGAUCUGGAGUCUGUAGAGAUCACAACGAGAAGCUCAAACUCUUCUGUCUGGAUGAUCAACAGCCCGUGUGUGUGGUGUGUCGAGACUCCCGAAAACACACCAACCACAGAUUCAGUCCUCUAGAUGAAGCUGUUGCGGAUAAAAAGGAGAUACUCAAAGCUUCACUGGAACGCUUACAGGAGGAACUGAAAAUAUCUGUGAAUCGUGAACAGAAACUGUGUAAAACUGCUGAAGAUAUUAAGUUUCACGCUCAAUGCAAAGAGACUCAGAUUAUAGAUGAGUUGGAGGAACUUCACCAGUUUCUACAUGAUGAAGAAGUGGCCAGAAUAACAGCGUUGAGAGAGGAAGAGGAGAAGAUGAGUCAGAGGAUGAAGGAGAAGAUUGAAGAGACGAGCAAACAUAUUUCAUCUCUCACAAUCACAAUCAGAGACAUCGAGGAGCAGAUGAAGGCUGAAGAUGCUUCAUUCCUGCAGAACUUUAAGGCCACAUUGCAAAGGUUUGUGUUUGUUUCUCUCUGUGUUUCAAAACUCAAAUCAUCACUCUUAGAAGAAAAGGUUCUAUAUGGAAUAUUAAAGGGUUCCGUCAGACGCUUCAUAUAUAGAUCCUUUUAGAGGUUCCCAUCAUAUUAUGGAUUUAGU
This is a messenger RNA of Rhinichthys klamathensis goyatoka, 923 nucleotides long. Its product is annotated as nuclear factor 7, brain-like. Gene Ontology annotation, molecular function: zinc ion binding. Lineage: Eukaryota; Metazoa; Chordata; Actinopteri; Cypriniformes; Leuciscidae. The transcript has 4 exons. The coding region runs from base 39 to 896 and encodes 285 amino acids. The record is from RefSeq and is a predicted model, not a curated record.